This is a messenger RNA of Solenopsis invicta (red fire ant), 4596 nucleotides long. RefSeq names its product cullin-1 (gene Cul1). The transcript has 12 exons. Bases 1 to 2334 code for a protein of 777 amino acids. Gene Ontology annotation, cellular component: SCF ubiquitin ligase complex. The record is from RefSeq and is a predicted model, not a curated record. Gene Ontology annotation, biological process: SCF-dependent proteasomal ubiquitin-dependent protein catabolic process; protein ubiquitination. NCBI's taxonomy places the organism in Eukaryota, Metazoa, Arthropoda, Insecta, Hymenoptera, Formicidae. Gene Ontology annotation, molecular function: ubiquitin protein ligase binding.
AUGUCGGGGCACAGGGGUGGUGGAGGGGCUGGGAGUCAUCAAGGUGGUCCCCCAGGCCUCAAGCAGAUCGAUUUGGAUCAAAUUUGGGGUGACUUGCGUGAGGGUAUAGAACAAGUUUACAACAGGCAGUGCAUGUCGAAGCCUAGAUACAUCGAGUUGUACACACAUGUAUAUAAUUAUUGUACAAGCGUUCAUCAACAACUGACCAGAACGUCAACCAAAAGUAAAAAAGGUCAAAUUCAACAAGGAGGCGCACAGCUAGUGGGUUUGGAGCUAUACAAACGUCUACGCGAUUUUCUUAGGACUUACCUUAUUAAUUUACUCAAACAUGGUAUUGACUUGAUGGACGAGGAUGUGCUGCAAUUCUACACGAGACAAUGGGAGGAAUAUCAAUUCAGUAGUAAAGUGUUAAAUGGUGUAUGUGCAUAUCUCAAUCGCCAUUGGGUACGGAGAGAGUGCGAGGAAGGCCGCAAAGGAAUUUAUGAAAUUUAUCAAUUAGCUCUGGUUACCUGGCGAGAUAAUUUAUUUAAACAUUUAAAUAGACAGGUUACUAAUGCGGUGCUUAAAUUAAUUGAAAGAGAACGUAACGGUGAAACGAUAAAUACCCGAUUAGUUAGCGGUGUCAUCAAUUGUUACGUAGAAUUGGGUUUAAACGAAGAAGACCCAGGUGCAAAAGGACAAAACCUAACAGUGUAUAAAGAUUCAUUUGAAAAUAUCUUUCUCGAGGAUACGGAACGAUUCUACAAUCGCGAAAGUUCCGAAUUUCUUAGACAAAAUCCUGUAACGGAAUAUAUGAAAAAAGCGGAACAGAGAUUAUUGGAAGAGCAGAAGCGAGUACGUGUUUAUCUGCAUCAAACGACUCACGAGCGACUGGCAAAAACAUGCGAGAGAGUACUUAUCGAAAAGCAUCUGGACAUAUUCCAUGCUGAAUUUCAAAAUCUUCUGGAUUCUGAUAAGAAUACAGAUCUGGGUAGAAUGUAUCAGUUAGUAGCAAGAAUACCAAAUGGUCUUGGAGAAUUGAGAAAUCUUUUAGAGAGUCAUAUCGCUAAUCAAGGUCUCGCAGCUAUAGAUAAAUGCGGAGACUCGGCAGCUAAUGAUCCGAAAAUUUAUGUGAACACAAUUUUAGAAGUACAUAAAAAAUAUAACGCUUUAGUGUUGGUUGCAUUCAAUAACGACAGCGGCUUUGUCGCUGCCUUGGAUAAGGCUUGCGGACGAUUUAUUAAUAGCAAUUCCGUCACGAGGGCGGCAAAUAGCAGCAGCAAGUCACCGGAAUUAUUAGCAAAAUAUUGCGAUUUACUGCUUAAAAAGAGUAGUAAAAAUCCGGAAGAGGCGGAACUUGAAGAUACUCUUAAUCAAGUUAUGGUAGUGUUUAAAUAUAUUGAAGACAAAGAUGUAUUUCAAAAGUUCUAUAGUAAGAUGUUAGCGAAACGAUUGGUGCAGCAUAUGUCUGCUAGCGACGACGCUGAGGCUUCCAUGAUCUCUAAGUUGAAACAAGCUUGUGGAUUUGAAUAUACUUCGAAGUUACAACGCAUGUUUCAGGACAUUGGCGUAUCGAAAGAUCUAAAUGAACAGUUCAGGAGGCACCUGACAAAUUCUGCCGAGCCUUUAGAUAUAGAUUUCAGUAUACAAGUUUUAUCCUCUGGUUCAUGGCCAUUCCAACAAUCCUUCACGUUUUCUUUGCCAACCGAGCUAGAAAGAUCUGUACAUAGAUUUACAACUUUCUAUAGUUCACAGCAUAGUGGCAGAAAGUUAAAUUGGCUGUAUAAUAUGUCUAAGGGGGAGCUGCAUACAAAUUGUUUUAAAAACAGAUACACGUUGCAAGCGUCGACCUUCCAAAUGGCAGUUUUAUUGGCGUACAAUGGAUCUACGUCGUGGACAAUACAACAACUGCAAUAUGCAACACAAAUAAAGAUGGAUUUUUUACUACAGGUUAUUCAAAUACUUUUGAAGGCAAAGCUUUUAACUGCAGCUAGCGACGAUGUAACUGAACUGACCCCGUUAUCAACGGUAGAACUUUUUACAGGCUACAAAAACAAAAAAUUAAGGGUAAAUAUUAAUAUACCGAUGAAGACGGAAUUGAAAGUUGAACAAGAGACUACGCACAAACACAUAGAGGAAGAUAGGAAACUUUUAAUUCAAGCAGCAAUUGUCAGAAUUAUGAAAAUGCGGAAAGUAUUAAAACAUCAACAGUUGGUAGCCGAAGUAUUGAAUCAAUUGAGCUCUAGAUUCAAACCGAGAGUACAUGUCAUUAAGAAAUGUAUAGAUAUUUUAAUUGAAAAAGAAUAUUUGGAGCGCACGGAAGGUCAAAAGGACACUUAUAGCUACCUGGCAUGAUCAGGGCAACGAUACAGCAAGAAAAACAAAAUAAAAAACAUACACACACUCUCAUUUUCAUUGAUAUAUAUAUAUAAUAUACGUAUCAGACUAUUUAUUUAAGGUCUUGAAUGUAAUUCCCUAUUUUUAUUCUGUACAUGAAUACCUUUGUACCAUACUGUCAUUCUGGUCGCAUUUAGAGAGUCCAGCUUUUUAUAUAUCUUUUAAAAGAUAUAUGGAUAUAGCAUAAAAGAUGUUAAUAAAAUUAUUUCGUAAUCAUUAGCCAAUGCUAGAUGUGUUACUGUCUGUGUUGGUUUUUAAGACGAGGUAUGUCGCCUCGGUAUAAUAAACAUCAUUUAAGAUAUUAGAUAAUCUAUAGAGAAUUAUAUAAAAUGAUAAAAACAAAAGUACGUAUUUUCAUUGCAUUAUUGAUAUCGCCAAUAGUUUAUGUCUUGUAACUGAAAAUAUUAAGAACAAUUUAUUUUUUACAAACUAAAGGAAAUAUUGUAAAUGUGAAGGAAGUAAAAGAUAUAUUAUGUCCACUAUAUUAUAUAUAGAAAAAGAUCAUUAUAAAUUGUAAUUGGUUAUGCAAAAAGAAAUGAAUUUUGCACACAUAUACGCGACAAGAUGUAUUGUAUAAUAAAAAGCAGAAUGUACAAAAUUUUUGAGCACAUAGAUAGUAAUGCAUUUUAGCAAACAUUUAACUUUUACAGUAGAAUACAUAUAUAAGUCAGAAAAUUUUAUAACAAUACAUGUAAAAUUCUAUCAUAAUCAUAGCAAUUCAAGUGUUUUUGCGCGAUAACAUAAUUAUGUCAACUCUGCGUGUUCUAGGUAGAAUAUUUAAAAUUACAAAAAAUUAUAAAAUUUACUGAUUUCUUUUUGAGACUAACACCAAUUUGCGCGAUUAACGACGCUAAAAAAAAUCAAUAUUUUACAAGAUUAAAUUUAAUAGUAUAAUUUUUUCUAUGCAAAAUCUAGAGGCUUUGACCUCGACGGUCUUUGUGCUUGUGCAGGAUUUAAAGAUUCACAUACUGAUUAACUUAAUGAUGUUUAAUUAAUUGAAUAAAUUUGUUUAUGUUUGUAAAAUUUUUUGCUGUGGUAAAAAAGUCGAGAGAGAGAGAGAGAGAGAGAGAGUGAGUGAGUGAGUGAGUGAGUGAGUGAGGGAGAAGUGGGUGUGUGUGAGAGAGAGACACUUGAUGUUCGUGCAAUACGGAAGCAGUAAGAAUGUUUAUGGUAAUAGGAUUUAUAAAAUAUAUAUACACACGCAUACACACACGCACACACACAUACAUACAUACAUACACACAAAUGAAUAAUAAGCGUAAGCUCUAAAAGUGGUGCUUAUGUGAAUCUUAAUUUUAGCGCCCUUGACAGGAGUCAGGAGUUGUAAAUCCUGUAAUUGUAAGCGCUCACAAAGGUCAUCUUAAUAAUCAUCUUGAAAUUGAGUUUUAAACUCAAUAUGUAUAAAAAUGAAUGAGAGAGAGAGAGAGAGCAAGGCAGAAAGAAGUUUAGAAUUUUUAAGUAUAUGUAUGAUUCUAGGUACUCGAAUAUUAAUUACAUUUUUUCAUGGCAUAUUGUCGAUGAUAAAAUCUAAAGAGCGAGAAAAAUAAACUGCGAAUUAUUGUAAUUAAAUCUUAUUAACGUAUUUGCCCACGUAGGGUAACAACAAAUCUACAUUUAACUACAGAAACGUUAACUUAAUUUUAUUAAAGUGUACUGUGCAAAUUUUUUUUUUCUUUUUCAAAUUAUAACAGCGUUAACAUGUUUGAGCUGUAGGUUGUGCAGAGGGAUACUGACUAUAUCAUACAGUCUUUAUCCAUAUACUUGUGAUAUUUGCUAUUAUUUAAUAUUUCUAUGUAAAAGAAGUAAUUUCGACGAAUUGUUUACGAAAACAAGUUUGUUUGCUUUUUGUAAGUUUAGAUAUGUAUUAUGGCUAUACAUCAUUUAGGUCAAGGAUUUACAAUCCUUUACUGUGAAAGAAAUGCUAAUAUUCAUUCUACAUCACCCAGUGAAAUAUCAUUGAUGUUUUUGAUGAGCAACAUUUUUUUAUAUCCAUAUGGCUCGUCACACGUGACACAAUUUCUGAUUGUCGCGAUUAUAAAGGUAAAUAAUGAAUAUUUAUAUUCGCGCGCGUUGAUACGCGGCAAAAUCUAAUGCUUCGAAUUUUUGUAUACUCAGAGUUUGUUAUUGUCAGUUAUUAUUCCUUGCACUAAAUGCAGAAGUUAUGUAAAUAAACUGAACGAGACAUUUGACAUUGUCAAAUAUAAAAUGAUUUGAACUUGA